AUGGUCAAGAAGAGAAAGAACAACGGCCGCAACAAGAAGGGCCGCGGCCACGUCAAGCCCAUCCGGUGCUCCAACUGCUCGAGAUGCACUCCCAAGGACAAGGCCAUCAAGCGGUUCACCAUCCGCAACAUGGUUGAGUCUGCGGCUAUCCGUGAUAUCUCCGACGCCUCGGUGUUCGCCGAGUACACGGUUCCCAAGAUGUACCUCAAGCUGCAGUACUGCGUCUCUUGCGCCAUUCACGGCAAGAUUGUCCGUGUCCGCUCCCGCGAGGGCCGCCGCAACCGUGCUCCUCCCCCGCGUGUCCGCUACAACAAGGACGGCAAGAAGGUCACCCCUACCCAGGGUGCUAAGACUGCCUAA
This is a messenger RNA of Podospora anserina S mat+, 360 nucleotides long. RefSeq lists its product as uncharacterized. Bases 1 to 360 code for a protein of 119 amino acids. Gene Ontology annotation, cellular component: ribosome; cytosolic small ribosomal subunit. The record is from RefSeq and is a predicted model, not a curated record. NCBI's taxonomy places the organism in Eukaryota, Fungi, Ascomycota, Sordariomycetes, Sordariales, Podosporaceae. Gene Ontology annotation, molecular function: mRNA binding; structural constituent of ribosome. The transcript is spliced from 4 exons. Gene Ontology annotation, biological process: translation.